Cygnus atratus (black swan) is the source of this 5870-nucleotide messenger RNA. RefSeq names its product PATJ crumbs cell polarity complex component (gene PATJ). The transcript has 45 exons. The record is from RefSeq and is a predicted model, not a curated record. Gene Ontology annotation, molecular function: protein binding. Lineage: Eukaryota; Metazoa; Chordata; Aves; Anseriformes; Anatidae.
CAGACGGCGUCAGAGGCAGAGCUGAAAGGAGCAGAGGUUCUGCUAGGAGGGGGCCCCGGGAUGCGCUUACCCUGGUGCUGCAUUCAGGAGCAUACGACCAUUCCUGCCCUUGCAUUGCAAGAUUAACAAAGUCUUUCUGAGUAAUUCCAAAAAUACUAUCCAACAUGCCUGAAAAUCCGGCUGCAGAUAAACAGCAGGUGCUGCAGAUCCUUGAUCGUCUGCAAGCAAAACUGCGUGAGAAACGAGAUGCCCAGCAUAAUGAAAACCUGACUGUUUUGCGUAACACACUCAGGAGCCCUUUGUUUAACCAGAUACUGACCCUCCAGCAAUCCAUCAAGCAACUGAAGGAGCAACUCAAUUAUAUGCCUCCUGACUGGUCAGUAGAUUUUGAUUUUACCAAGAGAGGACUACUAGUGUUUGCUGACAAAUCAGUUGCUGCUGGAAGCGUGUGUAUGCCUCGCAGUUCACCUGAACCCAGAGCAUCUACCUUCAUUCCCAACCUGGGAGUUAAUGAAUUUAACGCAAUCAUCCAACAGAUGGCAAAGGGGAGACAAAUAGAAUCGAUAAAGAUUGAAAAGCCUUCUGUUGGAGGUCUUGGAUUUAGUGUCGUUGCCCUUAAAAAUCACAGCUUGGGAGAAGUUGGUAUCUUUGUCAAGGAAGUCCAGCCAGGAAGCAUAGCUGACAGGGAUCAAAGACUAAAGGAAAAUGACCACAUACUGGCCAUUAAUUGCACCCCAUUGGAUCAGAACAUUUCCCAUCAGCACGCUAUUGCACUCCUCCAGCAAGCCACAGGAUCUUUACAUCUGGUUGUUGCUAGGGAGCCAGUUCAAGGAAACAGCAGAACUUCGUCUCUCUUAAUAAGUGAUAUAAAUCCACCUGAGACCAUUCACUGGGGCCAUGUUGAAGACGUUGAGCUGAUUAACGAUGGCUCGGGAUUAGGCUUUGGAAUUGUAGGAGGAAAGACGAGUGGUGUAGUUGUAAGAACGAUUGUUCCUGGGGGAUUAGCAGAUCGGGAUGGGAGGCUCCGAACGGGAGAUCACAUCUUACAGAUUGGAGGGACCAACGUGCAGGGAAUGACCAGCGAACAAGUUGCACAAGUGCUGAGAAACUGUGGGAAUUCUGUUAGGAUGAUAGUUGCAAGAGACCCCAAGUGUGAAAUUACGGACAGUCCGCCAGCUCCUGUGAGCUGGCCCGUUAGUACGUUACCUCCCUUUCAGAAUGGAAACGAUAAUGCCAACCUUUUUGAGACCUAUGAUGUUGAACUUAUAAAAAAGAAUGGGCAAAGCCUGGGGAUAACAAUUGUUGGAUAUGCUGGCACAUGUGAUGUAGGUGAGUUCUAACCUUCAGGGAUUUUUGUGAAAAAUAUAAUUCCUGGUAGUGCUGCUGACCACAACGGCCAAAUUCACGUUCAUGACAAAAUUGUUGCGGUUGAUGGAGUUAAUAUACAGGAUUAUACCAACCAAGAAGUGGUGGAGGCGUUGCGUAACACAGGACAGGUUGUACGCCUUACCUUGCUUAGAAGGAAACCUUCUACCAUUUCUUCAGAAAGAUGCUCAGAUAAAGGUAAUUCUCAUUUUUUAGCCACCCCUUCGCCAACUGUUCCAGCCUUAGUAUCCCCUGGAGCUGUAGGGACUGAAACUAGUGUGGACAGUAAGAAUGAGGAAAUCCAAAAACAGAAGGAUAAUUUUCAGACUGAAAAGAAGCAGAGCCUACAUAAAUCAGGAAGAGUCCCAUUUCCUCCAGCAUAUGAGCUGAAAUCCAAGUGGGAAAACCUGCUGGGACCUGAAUAUGAAGUUAUGGUUGUGAAUGUGGAUAUGCCCAUCACGGAUGACUCAGAACUCCAGAAGUACUCAAAGCUAUUACCCAUCCACACUUUGAGAUUAGGAGUUGAGCUUGACACGUUUGAUGGGCAUCAUUACAUAUCAUCAAUUGCUUCAGAUGGUCCUGCUGCAACACUUGGUCUUCUGCAACUGGAAGAUGAACUUCUAGAGGUAAAUGGAGUUCAGCUGUAUGGAAAGUCACGCCGUGAGGCAAUCACUUUUCUGAAAGAAGUGCCACCUCCAUUUACGAUGGUUUGCUGUCGGCGACUUUUUGAUGAUGGCAAUGAGUCUCUUUUGGAUGAACCCAUUGUGGGAGUUUCACCUCCAGAACAAAAGGUAGACUUCUCAUGUCAUUCAGAAGACAUUAAUCCUGAAGAAGAAGGGGAAUUAGCGUUAUGGUCUCCUGAUGUGAAGGUUAUUGAACUAGAGAAAGACAAAAAUGGCUUAGGAUUCAGCAUUUUAGACUAUCAGGAUCCCUUAGAUCCAACAAGAACAGCCAUUGUGAUCAGCUCUUUGGUGGCAGGUGGAGUAGCUGAACGUGGUGGUGAGCUUUUACCGGGUGACCGCUUGGUGUUUGUCAAUGAGAAGUAUUUGGACAGUGCAACUUUGGCAGAGGCAGUGGAAGUUUUGAAAUCUGUGCCGCCAGGAAGAGUUUCUCUUGGAAUCUGCAAACCUUUGGUGGGAGAAAGCAAAGAGGAACAGAACAUGCACGGUGUGGAUACCAGAAGCGUUAAACCCAGCCCUGGAUCUCCAGAGCCAACAGAUAAUUUCUCAAUAAUACUUGAAGCACCACAGGGCUUCAGAGAUGAAACACCUUUUAAAGAAGAAGCUGUUGAUGAACCAAUUUUGGACUUGGGAAGGUCAUUCCAGCUUUCUAAAAAUGACAAUGAGUACGAGAAGGAGUCCUGGGAGAUGCGUGAAUUUUGGAAACCCAGAACAGAAGACGUGGAUGAGGAACGGGAGAUGUUGGUAGAUGAUGUGUAUGAAGACCAUUUAGACUUCCUGAAAUACAGUGCCUCGUAUCGGCAGGAAGCAGGCUCAGAGAAGAACCUCAAUACAGACCAAUGGGCUGAGAAACUUGAGGCAGCUAAAACACAAGACUUCAGAUCUAGUGUUAACUUAAGUCCUGAGCAGUCCCUGGAAUACCCAUUCAGUAAGGAGCAAAUGUAUGAAGAAAAUGCUAGCGUAAGUUCGCUGUCUUCUGGAACUACAGCACGCAGCAGCCAUCAAAAAGGCAGAUUGGAUACUGAAGCUACCCAGUCAGGAACAGAAAAACAGAUGGAUUUAGGUACAAAGCUUUGGAUCGACUCUAAAGUAACUGGGCUUGCUGUUGACCUAGAAGCUAUUGAAAAGGAAGAACUAAAAGGGGAGGAUUUUGUUUUUUGCAACAACCAGCAAUCUGGGAGAGUUACCACCUUAGCUCAGCCCAGAACAGUGUCAUACAGUGAACUGCCUGAGAGAGAAGAAGGAGAAGGAGAAGAAACUCCAAACUUCAGCCACUGGGGACCACCACGGACUGUUGAGAUCUUCAGAGACCCACAUGUGUCUCUUGGAAUCAGUAUUGUUGGUGGACAAACUGUCAUAAAGCGCCUGAAGAAUGGAGAGGAACUUAAAGGGAUCUUUAUCAAACAAGUUUUGGAAGACAGCCCAGCAGGAAGAACAAGGGCUUUAAAAACUGGAGAUAAAAUACUAGAGGUUUCUGGGAUAGACCUACAGAAUGCCACACACGAGGAAGCAGUAGAAGCUAUCAAGAAUGCGGGAAACCCUGUUGUGUUCGUAGUUCAGAGUCUGUCUAACUUACCAAAAGUGGUUUCUGCUGUACAGCCUAAGGGAGUCAAAGUCAGCAAAGAUCAGGAUGCAAACAAAGAAAAUAAGAGUGAAAAGAGAAAGUAUGGGGCUCCACCUCCGAUGAAAUUGCCGCCUCCUUAUAGAGCACGUGAAAGACUGCCCUCGGAGGAAGCUAACGUGGAUGAAGAGGAGGAAGAGCCUUCUGCAGAGAAAAAAAUCAGGCAAAGAUAUGCAGAUCUACCGGGAGAGUUGCACAUUAUUGAGCUCGAGAAAGACAAAAAUGGGCUUGGACUGAGCCUUGCUGGCAACAAGGACCGAUCUCGUAUGAGCAUCUUUGUGGUUGGGAUCAAUCCAGACGGACCUGCAGGACGAGAUGGGAGGAUGCAUAUUGGCGAUGAGCUUCUAGAGAUAAACAAUCAGAUAUUGUAUGGAAGAAGUCAUCAGAAUGCUUCUGCAAUAAUUAAGACUGCCCCAUCAAAGGUCAAGCUAGUUUUCAUACGAAAUGAAGAUGCCGUCAAUCAGAUGGCUGUUACUCCUUUCCCAUUGCCUUCCAGCUCCCACUCUUCUAUUGAGGAUCAUGGUGGCGCCGAAACUGGAAGCAGUGAAGAAGACCCAAGUCUGGAUGUUGUCAUGAAAAGCCUGACUGAUGAGGAAUCCAAUAAAGCUGAUGUGAAAUGUAAAGCUGACAAACCAAUAUUGGUGGAUCUGUCGGAAGCAGAGGAGCAGCUCCCAGAAAAUGUUCUCAACCAGAUCAAGCAAUCUAAAUCUUCAACAAAUGUACCCGUCAACUUGCAGGAGAUACCCCUGGUGUCAGCACCUACUUAUCUUCCUCCAGACACAGAAGUCACCAGCCGCAGUGUCUUUCCACCUCUGUUGCCUGUGGAUCCAGCAACAUGUCCUAUUGUUCCUGGGCAAGAGAUGACUAUAGAGAUAUCUAAGGGUCGGUCAGGGCUUGGACUCAGCAUUGUCGGAGGGAAAGAUACUCCCCUGGAUGCCAUCGUGAUCCACGAAGUUUAUGAAGAAGGGGCAGCAGCCAGAGAUGGCAGGCUUUGGGCCGGCGAUCAAAUCCUUGAGGUGAACGGGAUCGAUUUGCGGAACGCCAACCACGAAGAAGCUAUCACUGCGCUGAGACAGACGCCUCAGAAGGUGCAAUUGGUUGUUUAUAGAGAUGAAGCUCAUUACAAAGAUGAAGAAAACUUAGAGAUUUUCCAUGUAGAUAUUCAAAAGAAAACAGGCCGGGGACUAGGGCUCAGCAUAGCUGGAAAACGAAAUGGAAGUGGAGUGUUUAUCUCUGACAUUGUUAAAGGAGGAGCUGCAGACCUAGAUGGAAGAUUAAUUCAAGGAGAUCAGAUUUUGUCUGUUAAUGGAGAGGAUAUGAGAAAUGCCUCACAAGAGACUGUUGCCACUAUACUUAAGUGUGCCCAAGGCCUAGUGCAUCUCGAGCUUGGGAGGUUGCGAGCUGGAUCGUGGCUGUCAGCACGGAAAACAUCCCAAAACAGUCAGGCGAGCCAACAGAGUGCCCACAGCCAUUUCCACCCCGCACUCGCUCCGGUCCUCUCUACCUUGCAGAAUUUUGUCAGCACAAAAAGGUCUUCAGCAGAUGUGUCUCAGAGAAACUCAGGAGCGGAUACGGGCCCAAGGACUGUGGAGAUAACAAGGGGACCAAACGAUGCGCUUGGUAUCAGUAUAGCAGGAGGGAAGGGGAGUCCUUUGGGAGAUAUUCCCAUCUUCAUUGCUAUGAUUCAAGCCAGUGGUGUGGCUGCACGUACCCAAAGACUCAGAGUUGGAGAUCGGAUUGUCAGUAUUAAUGGGCAACCUUUGGAUGGGCUGUCUCAUGCAGAUGCUGUUAAUCUACUAAAGAAUGCUUAUGGGAGCAUUAUCCUGCAGGUUGUGGCUGAUACCAACAUCAGUGCUAUCGCUACCCAGCUGGAGAGCAUGUCUGCAGGAUGUAACCUCAACUCUUCUUCUGAGCAUGCUUCUGAAGAUCCUGAAGCACCUCAGCCUAAGAUUAUUACUUUGGAGAAAGGCUCUGAUGGACUGGGAUUUAGUAUUGUAGGGGGGUAUGGAAGUCCCCAUGGAGACCUGCCCAUUUAUGUCAAGACUAUAUUUGCCAAGGGAGCAGCUGCGGACGAUGGCAGACUGAAGCGUGGCGAUCAGAUUUUAGCAGUUAAUGGGGAAGCUUUGGAAGGUGUUACUCAUGAGCAAGCUGUAGCUAUUCUGAAGCGCCAGAAAGGAACUGUGACAUUAACGGUGUUAUCAUGA